Molecule: messenger RNA, 3269 nt
Organism: Carassius auratus (goldfish)
Lineage: Eukaryota; Metazoa; Chordata; Actinopteri; Cypriniformes; Cyprinidae
Product: membrane-bound transcription factor site-1 protease
Exons: 20
Coding region: 62-2788 (908 amino acids)
Biological process (GO): proteolysis
Cellular component (GO): Golgi apparatus
Molecular function (GO): serine-type endopeptidase activity
Source: RefSeq, a predicted model, not a curated record
UCAAUCCUUUUCUCUUUCAGCGGGCACUGAUGGGGCGUCCCCAUGCAAUGACACACGCUGGAUGCAGAAGUGGCAGUCAUGGCAGUCAUCAAGGCCGCUCAGGAGGACAAGUCUUUCUCUGAGCUCUGGAUUCUGGCAUGCUACAGGAAGACACUCCAGUCGCCGUCUCCUACGGGCCAUCCCCAGACAUGUCGCCCAGAUACUGCAAGCAGAUGUGCUCUGGCAGAUGGGACACACUGGCUCUGGGGUGAAGGUUGCAGUAUUUGACACUGGGCUGAGUGAGAAGCACCCUCACUUUAAGAAUGUCAAAGAAAGAACCAACUGGACCAAUGAGAAAACACUGGAUGAUGGGUUGGGUCAUGGUACCUUUGUUGCUGGGGUUAUUGCCAGCAUGAGAGAGUGCCAGGGAUUCGCUCCUGAUUCUGAGCUUCAUAUCUUCAGGGUUUUUACCAAUAACCAGGUAUCCUACACCUCCUGGUUCUUAGAUGCCUUUAACUAUGCCAUCCUGAAGAAGAUAGAUGUAUUAAAUCUCAGUAUAGGGGGACCAGACUUUAUGGACCAUCCUUUUGUUGAUAAGGUUUGGGAGCUCACAGCCAACAAGGUGAUUAUGGUAUCUGCUAUUGGCAAUGACGGCCCACUCUAUGGAACUCUGAACAAUCCAGCAGAUCAGAUGGAUGUAAUUGGUGUUGGAGGGAUUGAUUUUGAAGACAACAUUGCCAGGUUCUCAUCCCGGGGCAUGACAACAUGGGAGCUGCCAGGUGGCUAUGGCAGGGUGAAGCCUGACAUUGUGACGUACGGCUCUGGUGUGCGUGGCUCAGGAUUGAAGGAGGGCUGUCGUUCUCUCUCUGGCACCAGUGUUGCAUCACCUGUAGUGGCCGGAGCUGUCACACUACUGGCCAGCACUGUUUUGAACAGAGAGUUGGUGAACCCGGCCAGUAUGAAGCAGGCCCUGAUCGCCUCAGCACGCAGGCUGCCGGGCGUCAACAUGUUUGAGCAGGGCCAUGGCAAACUCGAUUUACUCAGAGCCUACCAGAUCCUUAACAGCUACAAACCUCAAGCCAGCCUGAGUCCGAGCUAUGUAGAUCUGACAGAGUGCCCAUACAUGUGGCCCUACUGCUCGCAGCCUAUUUACUACGGUGGCAUGCCGACAAUUGUCAACGUGACCAUUCUUAAUGGUAUGGGUGUGACUGGAAGGAUUGUGGACAAGCCCAUCUGGCAGCCCUACCUUCCUCAGAAUGGGGAUUAUGUGGACGUGGCGGUGUCUUACUCGCCUGUACUCUGGCCCUGGGCUGGAUACCUGGCUGUUUCCAUAUCUGUGGCCAAGAAAGCUGCAUCGUGGGAAGGCAUCGCUCAGGGCCAUGUCAUGGUUACAGUAGCCUCACCAGCAGAGAAUGAUUCAGCAAUAGGUGGCGAGAUGACCUCUACUGUUAAAUUACCAGUGAAGGUCAAGAUUGUCCCUACUCCACCACGUAGUAAGAGGAUUCUGUGGGAUCAGUACCACAACCUACGCUAUCCUCCUGGCUACUUCCCCCGAGACAACCUGCGUAUGAAGAACGAUCCACUUGACUGGAAUGGUGAUCAUAUUCACACUAACUUUAGAGACAUGUAUCAGCACCUUCGCAGCAUGGGCUACUUUGUCGAGGUCUUGGGUGCACCAAUCACAUGCUUUGAUGCCAGUCAGUAUGGGACCUUACUGAUGGUAGACAGUGAGGAAGAGUAUUUUCCAGAGGAAAUCACCAAGUUGAGGAGAGACAUCGAUAACGGCCUGUCUCUCAUCAUCUUCAGCGACUGGUACAACACAUCAGUCAUGAGAAAAGUCAAGUUCUAUGAUGAGAACACCAGACAAUGGUGGAUGCCGGACACAGGGGGCGCUAACGUGCCAGCCUUGAAUGACCUGAUCUCAGUCUGGGGUAUGGCCUUCAGUGAUGGUCUGUAUGAAGGUGACUUCACAAUGGCAGAUCAUGACAUGUAUUAUGCCUCGGGGUGCAGCAUUGCUCGUUUUCCUGAGGAUGGGAUUGUCAUUGCUCAGACCUUAAAGGAUCAAGGUCUGGAGGUCUUGAAACAAGAGACAGCAGUGGUGGAAAAUGUGCCUGUGCUUGGACUGUACCAAACACCCUCUGAGGGGGGAGGCCGCAUCGCACUCUACGGAGACUCCAACUGUAUUGAUGACAGUCAUAGACAGAAAGAUUGUUUUUGGCUUCUGGAUGCUCUGCUGCAGUACACUUCCUAUAGCAUGACACCGCCCAGUCUCACACACUCUAAAAACAGAGUGGCGUCCCCUAUAGGCACAGACAGGCCAUUACCACAGAGAUUGGAAGGUAAUCACCUCUACCGUUACUCCAAAGUGCUGGAGGCUCAUCUGGGUGACCCUAAGCCUCGUCCUCUACCUGCAUGUCCUCAUCUGUCUUGGGCUAAACCCCAGCCGCUUAAUGAGACUGCUCCCAGCAAUCUGUGGAAGCACCAGAAGCUACUGUCAGUGGACAUGGACAAGGUUGUUUUGCCUAAUGUGAGGCCAUAUCGGCCUCAGGUUCGACCUCUGUCUCCUGGAGAAAGUGGAGCCUGGGACAUCCCUGGAGGGAUAAUGCCCGGCCGCUAUAAUCAAGAGGUGGGCCAGACCAUCCCAAUGUUUGCUUUUCUCGGCGCCAUGGUUGUUCUUUCCUUCUUUGUGGUGCAACUGACCAAGUCCAAGAGCAAGCCGAAGCGCAGGAAACCUAGAGUGAAACGGCCGCUUUACCUUCAGCAACAGCAACAACAAACCCCUCACUCAGGCAAAACCCCCACCGUAUGAUCCGCAACCAACCACAUCUGGACAAACUAACGGGGAACAGUUUUCCCUGCGGUGUGUGUGAUGCCAUAACCCCAUAAUAAUAAUGAGAUCUGAAGGCUGUGUCUGUACAUUUCUGGAGAUGAACCAGCCACCUGUGCCCAGAUGAAGGCCUUGUUUGGACAUCAGUGUUCCCUCUCUUGUCUUUAUUCAACACUUGCCUUUCAGUUUAGUGACCAAAUGGAGGAAUGUUUCCUUUUUUUAAUUUAUUGAUGAAUAAUUGACUAUUGACCCUUGCUUUCUAUGUCAAAUUGGACAACCGAAACCAGCCAUUCAGUUUUCUUUGAUCAAAAUAUUGGACUUGUUUCCACACAUUCUCAUUUUUGUAUUCAGUCAGACUGUGUUUUUAUAAAACGGUUGUGUGCUUAAGUCUUUUGUAAAUAGCAUCAUGAUUUCACUGUGGAAUUAUCAAUGUUUUAAAUAUAUCUUAUCCGAUAUGAAGCAA